GAAGAAGUGAAACUACACAACAGUGGGACUCAAACAGACGUAACAGUUCAUCUGAUAAGCAACAUCUGAGAUUCUGUAGCCAUGGACUGGGUGAACCACUCCAGGGAGAACUCUUCUACUCCUGCCUCCUUGUUAUGUCAGUCCCUCUCCGACUCAUCCUCAUUCCCUUCCAUCAGUUGCAACACCUCUAGCCCCUUCUUCCCAACAUCCCUGUUUUCAGCCCCUUCUUUCUCUGGCCUUGACCUCCUGUUUAACCUGAAGCUCCUCUUCCUCCCUCUCUACUUUGCUGUGGUCCUGAUCGCCUGCUCCGGAAACCUCCUCCUGCUCUUUCUCAUCUGGCACAACAAGAAACGACACAACACCACAAACUUCCUCAUCAGCAACCUGGCACUUGUCGACCUGGUCAUGUGCAUCUUCUGCGUCCCGCUGACAGCAUCCUAUGCUUUUGACAAGCGUGGCUGGGUAUUUGGACCGUGCAUGUGCCACUUUGUUACUGUCAUGCAGUCUGCAGCUGUCUACGCAGCGGUCCUAUCCCUCAUGGCCAUUGCAGUGGAUCGUUACUUUGUUGUGGCUUACCCUAUUCGCAAAAGAGGGGGCUGCCGGUUUUGCUGGGGUCUGGUGCUCCUGAUCUGGCUGUGCUCUCUGGCUUUAUCCACACCUACAGCGCUGCACACUUUCUACCUGGACCUGAGGGCCGCAGGCCUGCAGAUGGCCGUGUGUGAGGAGUUUUGGGAUGGCCAGGAGCAAGGUCGCCUCAUUUACUCCUGUUUCAUCCUGUUCUUCUCCUACUUUGUUCCACUAGCUGCAGUCUCCAUUUCCUACUGUGCUAUAUCCUAUCACCUGAAGCACAGGACCAUGUCAGGCUUGGCACCAUGUCCAGAGCUGAGAUCUGUGCGGGCUGCCUGGGGUAGACGUAGGAGGAAGACCUUUUGGCUGCUGCUGGUGUCCGUCCUUUGUUUUGCCUUCUCCUGGCUCCCCUUACAGGUGGUGAAUUUGAUCCAUGACCUGGACACAGACUUCUCCAUCUUGGGGAAGAAGUACAUAAAUGUCAUCCAAGUGUCAAGUCACCUGUUUGCAAUGAGCUCUGCCUGCUACAACCCUUUUAUUUACGCCUCAUUACACAACAAACUGCUGUCCUGCUUGUGCCACCUCAUCCUGCCCUGGAGGAGAGGAAAAGGAAAAGACAGAGGUCAGGGGUCAAGCCUCUUGACAAUAUCUCACAGAAUUCCAUGCCAUCGCACCUCCACCACUGUGGCAGACUUACCAGGUGCUACUGUAAAUAACAUUGUUCCCCAAGAAAACUACACUUGAUUGUUGAAUGAAAAUCUCUGCAUCAGCUAUGACAGUGUAUCUUAUUCACUCCAAAUGUAAUAUGAAUCUUGUUAACCUUCACUGUAACACACAAAUUGAGUGAAAAGAGAAUUCAAUGAAAUUACAAUGAAAUCCAUGCAACACUGAAACUCACAAGUUACAAAGCUUUCACACAACAGCCUCACACAAACAAAAAUAUACAACUACGUCUCUGACAGAAUUUUUACAGCUGUAAAAACACAAGUCUGCUUUAAUUAAAAAGAAUUGUGUAAUAAUUUAUAUUCAUAACAAAUGUACGUCAUUAAAGUUUAUUCAGCAGUGAAAAAUGUGCUAUUAUCAGCUUAUAAAAUACACUUUAGUGAUUCUGUUUGCGUCUUGGCAAAUAUACACAAUGAAGUUAAAAUGUCAUCGAAUUAAUGUACUGUACUUAUGUUCUUGAACAUCUCUAAUGCUGUGAAUUGAUGUUAUGGCAUUUAUUAUACAAAAAGUGCUGUUCUUAUCUGUGAACUUUAACUGAUUGUACAUUAUAUUAAUAG
Molecule: messenger RNA, 1847 nt
Organism: Monopterus albus (swamp eel)
Lineage: Eukaryota; Metazoa; Chordata; Actinopteri; Synbranchiformes; Synbranchidae
Gene: prlh2r
Product: prolactin releasing hormone 2 receptor
Exons: 3
Coding region: 82-1311 (409 amino acids)
Biological process (GO): G protein-coupled receptor signaling pathway
Cellular component (GO): plasma membrane; neuron projection
Molecular function (GO): neuropeptide Y receptor activity; neuropeptide binding
Source: RefSeq, a predicted model, not a curated record